Messenger RNA from Pogonomyrmex barbatus (red harvester ant), 2387 nucleotides. RefSeq lists its product as uncharacterized. Gene Ontology annotation, molecular function: serine-type endopeptidase activity. Gene Ontology annotation, biological process: proteolysis. NCBI's taxonomy places the organism in Eukaryota, Metazoa, Arthropoda, Insecta, Hymenoptera, Formicidae. The record is from RefSeq and is a predicted model, not a curated record.
AUGUCGGGGCUCUCCGUGCUGCUGGUGAACGUGGUUGUCGUCACGACAAUUAUGAUCGGCGUCGCGUCCUCGAUAAGAGCAAAUCGGAUCGAAAGACCGGCCAUAAGUCGAAAAGUCGUCAAUAGAAUCGUUAAUCGAGAUGCAGUACCGUUCACCGAUUCGUCAUCUAUAUUCUUUUUGCAUUUGCUUAAACACAAACCGCAAUAUCAGAAGCUAGACAGGAUCCCGACCACCACCGCCGCCCCGGUGACCAGAGCUUGCAUUUGCGUACCUUUCUAUCUAUGCGAUAGUAAUCAGACUAUUAUCACCGACGGAUCAGGAAUAAUCGAUGUUCGUGCAGGUGCCGAGCAAUGUACCGGACCCUUCGAGGUCUGCUGCUACCCGCCAAAUGGCACGGUACCUACUAUGCCGCCGACCAUCCCUACAAUAACAUUUCCGACUGUAUCACCAACAAUACCUACAAUAACAUUCCCAACUGUAUCACCAACUACAGCUCCACCAAGUCCAUCGCCAACUCCGACCGGACUUCCGUAUUGCAUCUGCGUGGAUAUAUCGCUGUGCGACCCUAACGGGAUAGUCACCAUCUCCGGCGAGGGUGUGAUAGAUCCUCGGUAUGGACUGUGCCCCGGCACUCAGGUCUGCUGCAGGAUCCUGGCGAACACGACGCUGCCACCGACAGUACCUACGAUAACAUUCCCAACUGUAUCACCAACUACAGCUCCACCAAGUCCAUCGCCAACUCCGACCGGACUUCCGUAUUGCAUCUGCGUGGAUAUAUCGCUGUGCGACCCUAACGGGAUAGUCACCAUCUCCGGCGAGGGUGUGAUAAAUCCUCGGUAUGGACUGUGCCCCGGCACUCAGGUCUGCUGCAGGAUCCUGGCGAACACGACGCUGCCGCCGACGAAUCCGCCGACCACGAUGACCACGAUGCCACCCACGACCGGAACACCUGGACAGACGCAGCUGUGCUUCGUGUGCGGCAAUAUCACUAUAUGUUUCACAUGCAUGGUCGUCAUCUCACCCGGUGGUGGUGGCAUGAUAGAUCCCAGAGUCUCUCAGGUCCUAACGGAUGGGAGUAUCUGCUCGAUGACGAACUUACCGUCCUGUCAAAAUGUCAAAAUGUCAAAUCCGAUCCGAACUAUGGAUCUAGGCCCGGUGAAGAAUCCGGGGACAUCGCAGGAGUGUUACUGCGUGAAGAGCUGGCUGUGUUCCGAAGGAAACGCGGUCAGUCCGGAUGGUUUGGGCAUAAUCGACUCGAGAUUUACGGUGUGCUCGUCGACGGAUCAAGUAUGCUGUCGGCUCGUUGGAAUCAAUCUUCAGAGUUUUCGCGCUUCCUCAUCUGGAAAUUCGUUCACGAAAAGAACAUCCGAUGGCUCAUCUUCACGGGUCACUUGUGGUAUUCAAAACAAUAACUACGCCCCGCGUAAGUACAAGUUGUUCUAUUCGACAAAAUUUUGUCUAUAUAAAACUGUACUCGACAAUGACUCCAGUCGUUUAUAUAGCGCAGCUUACCCCCCUGACUCCGAGAAAACCUAUUUUGCUGAAUUCCCAUGGAUGGUCGCGCUUCUCCUAAAAUCUAGCAAUCCUUACGUUUUUCAUUGUGGUGCUUCACUGAUCAGCAGUGGAGCCAUCCUUACUGCAGCCCACUGUGUUGAAAACCAACGGCCUGAAAACUUGAUCGCACGCUUCGGCCAGUGGAACUUGGGAAGUAAUGUUCAACCGUUGCCUAUCCAAGAGGUGAAUAUCCUCGCGAUAGCUAUACACCCGUCAUUUUACCACGACGGGCUGUUCCAUGAUGUAGCUGUUCUUGUUUUGGAAAAACCAGUUAUUUAUGGUGCGAAUAUCCUGCCGAUUUGCCUUCCCGAACAAGGUAUGGUCUUCUUGGCUGGGACCAGUUGUUACGGAAUAGGAUGGGGCAGUGAUUCGUUCGGACCGGAAGGGAAGUAUCAAGCUGAGCUUCGAAGAGUAAAUCUUCCUAUCAUCGAUCGAGAUGACUGCCAGACACGUUUACGAAAUACGAAAUUGGGUCAGUACUUUCAACUACAUGGUUCGUUUAUUUGCGCUGGCGGCGUGGCAAAUAAAGACACGUGUCGUGGUGACGGCGGCGGACCUUUAGUUUGUCAAGCCUCUACGGGACAGUACUUUCAGGCUGGCAUUGUGUCAUGGGGUAUCGGCUGUGGAGCUAAUGUUCCUGCGGUAUACGCCAGCGUAUCGCAACAUCGUCAAUGGAUAGAUCAACAGUUCGCUACUUACGGCGUAUAACGAUGUAUAGUGUAGUACAUUUAAUAACAUUUAUUUGAACAACUGCGAUGUACUUUUUACGCGUACUAAUGUCUCUCGUGUAACUUAUAAUAAUAAUAAUUAGACGUUGUUUUAAUUACUUUUUA